Messenger RNA from Cynara cardunculus var. scolymus (artichoke), 1038 nucleotides. Its product is annotated as peroxygenase-like. Lineage: Eukaryota; Viridiplantae; Streptophyta; Magnoliopsida; Asterales; Asteraceae. Bases 81 to 815 code for a protein of 244 amino acids. The transcript has 6 exons. The record is from RefSeq and is a predicted model, not a curated record. Gene Ontology annotation, molecular function: calcium ion binding; monooxygenase activity.
CAUCUCUUCCUCAAGCGGUUUAAGACAGAAGUAUCAUUCAGACGAAGAAAGCAACACACAGUAAACGAAGAACAACAGAAAUGGCAUCGAAGGGGAUUGCAGCAGCCGAUGGCACUUCCUUGACACCGGAGGCGGAGUGUGAACCGUUGACUUAUGAGAGGAGAGUCCGGACGGACUUGGAAACUCAUCUUCCUAAACCUUACUUGGCGAGGGGAUUGGUAGCUCCAGAUACAGAGCAUCCAAACGGGACGCUAGGGCACAGGCACCACGAUAUGACUGUUCUCCAGCAGCAUGUUGCCUUCUUCGAUCAAAAUGGUGACGGAAUCAUUUACCCAUGGGAGACCUAUGCCGGAAUGCGUCAACUAGGGUUCAACAUCUUAAUAUCCCUGUUGGCAGCCAUCGUUAUCAAUAUAGGGAUGAGUUAUCCCACCCUCCCUGGGUGGUUGCCUUCGAUUUUCUUCCCCAUAUACAUCCAAAACAUACACAAGGCAAAGCAUGGAAGCGACUCAGCAACUUAUGAUACUGAAGGAAGAUAUAUGCCUGUGCACUUUGAGAAUAUCUUUAGCAAGUAUGCUCGAACAGUGCCAGACAAGCUCACACUUGGAGAGAUUUGGAAUAUGACAGAAGGGAAUCGACUAGCGUUUGAUUUCUUUGGAUGGACUGCAGGGAAGAUGGAGUGGGCGAUAUUGUACGCACUUGCUAGGGAUGAGGAAGGUAUGUUGUCGAAGGAGGCGGUCAGGCGGUGCUUUGAUGGCAGUUUGUUCGAGUAUUGCGCCAAGAAAAACAGGGCGGCUGUAUACAACAAGACGUAUUGAACAAGGUGGUGUCUCUAAAAACUAUAUGCAUGGUGUUAACUAAGUUGUGUGUUGGUAGAUUGUUGUUAUUAUAUGUUUUUGUGGUUGGGAGGUUAGGUAUAUAGAGAAAAUAAGACUGUAAGAAAGAUGUUGCCUCUUUUGGUUAGAAUUAGUGUGUGUGUGUGUACAUAUUUGUGGUGUGGUCAAGUUGGUGCUUAUGUAUCAAAAUAUAUCAAAAAGGGAG